This is a messenger RNA of Rhagoletis pomonella (apple maggot), 872 nucleotides long. Its product is annotated as N-acetylgalactosaminyltransferase 6-like. Bases 90 to 725 code for a protein of 211 amino acids. The transcript is spliced from 2 exons. Lineage: Eukaryota; Metazoa; Arthropoda; Insecta; Diptera; Tephritidae. Gene Ontology annotation, cellular component: Golgi apparatus. The record is from RefSeq and is a predicted model, not a curated record.
AUAUCUAUAGAGGUCCACUAAACCCAAGACCUAGUCCUCGAAAGGGAGAUGUGUUACAUAAAAACUACAAGCGUGUGGCUGAGGUAUGGAUGGACGAGUACAAAUCGUAUUUAUACGAACACGGGAAAGGAUUUUACGAGGUGAUUGAUCCAGGUGAUUUGAGUAAACAAAAAGCUAUUCGCGAAAAACUCCACUGCAAGUCGUUUAAAUGGUUUAUUGAGAACGUAGCAUUCGACCUGAUACGGGCCUAUCCGCCGGUAGAGCCACCUGAUUUUGCAUAUGGUGCCAUACAAAGCGACGCCGAACCAGCACUUUGCAUCGAUACCUUAAACAAACCCCGGCAUUCGAAAAUUGGACUUUAUCCCUGUGCAGAAAAUCUUAAACAGCCGCAAAUAAAUCAAAAUUGGGCUAUAAGCUGGCGCAAGGACUUGCGUUUGCGUCGAAAAAGAUAUUGCUUCGAUGUACAACAACAACCCCCGAAUGCAUCCAUAUGGCUGUGGGAAUGCCACGGCCAGGGAGGAAACCAAUUUUGGUUUUAUGACCGUCAUCACAAAUGGCUUAUUGCGGGAAAGCACAAUAAUCAUUGCUUGGAGGCCGAACCUAAGAGUCGAACUAUUUACAUUAACCGAUGUGACUCGGAAAAUCCUUACAUGAAAUGGAGCUUUGGUAAUGUAAAUGAUACGGCAUUGGACAUGUUUUUUCAACAGGAACCGAAAUAUUUUUGAUAGAAUUUUUCUCUGAAUGACUCUCAUGUAGUUUUCAAGGACCGAUAAAAUGUUGUCCAACAAAUCAUUGAAUAGAGUAUUAAAUGUAGAUAUAGAUAAAAAAAAAAUAUUUGCGUAAAAAUCAAUUUUCAUAGAGUAAACAGAGUU